Messenger RNA from Rhinichthys klamathensis goyatoka, 381 nucleotides. RefSeq lists its product as uncharacterized. The record is from RefSeq and is a predicted model, not a curated record. The transcript has a single exon. The coding region runs from base 1 to 381 and encodes 126 amino acids. Lineage: Eukaryota; Metazoa; Chordata; Actinopteri; Cypriniformes; Leuciscidae.
AUGAUAGUGGUCCCAGACCGAUCAAACUCCACUGCCGCUGUCGCCACUCCCGCCCGACACUCUGGGCCCGGAGCUUGCAACCCCAACCACCGCUCCAGUCCAUCAUGCUCUCCCAGAGCGCCUGUUCGUUUACUGCCACCCGGCUCCGCGUCUCCACCAGAAACGGCCGGACCGGUCCAUCCACCCGACCACGCCUCCCCUCGGGAACCACGCCGACGAAAACCCCCCUCUCCGACAGGCCGACACCCGGGGACAGUGCACACAGCUCCACUGGAAGAAACGCCACCCAGCACCGGAGCCAAGGCGAGUAACGAAGAUGUUUUAGAUGUUAUAACCGGCUGGAGUAUCACUGCAGGUGACGCUGACUGCAUCUGCAUCUGA